AAUAGAGGAUGGUUAUCAGGACAAUUAUAAAUAUGAUAGAGAAUAUUUUGACUAUUCAGAAACGGAUAAUGAAGGUUUAUAUGCAGAUAUCGAAGUAUACAAUGAGGCUUUGGCUGAAGGCAUAGAAACUGUUGAUGAAGCUCA
Messenger RNA from Dentiscutata erythropus, 144 nucleotides. The record is from the annotation of a GenBank genome assembly. Lineage: Eukaryota; Fungi; Glomeromycota; Glomeromycetes; Diversisporales; Gigasporaceae.